ACCCCAACGUCACCCGGAAACGCACCAGGAUUUAUUCUCCACAUUCAGUUCUCCUUUUUUAUCCGGAUGGUGGUGAAUGAAAUAAUCUCCCCAACGAAAAUACCCUGAUAACUUCCUGGUUUGGGAAAGCGAGCUGCAGUGUAUAUGUAGUGAUCCUUCAAUAGUAAAGUCAGUCGCACGCGAAGCAUUGUGUUGUGUUGUUGGGGUUUCGAUGCUUCCGACGAGGAUAAUACAAAACCAAUUACAUGUAAUUGUUUCAAGUCGAGAGUUUCGAAUAGAUCAGAGAAAACUCUUCAAUGAAGUCUAAAUCUCAGGCUGAUUUUAUAGUGGUAAUCUGAACUCACUGGAUGACGUUUUGGUUUUGAGUUGGUGUGUUUUGGACGGCAAGUUUUUGACUGGACCAUACAUUCUGGCGCAGGAGUUUUGUACCUUUGAUCUGUGUCACUGUGUGUAGCGCGGGUGCCGAAGGUCAACAAACGGGUUGUCCCUUCUCUGGCGUACACAGCUACUUGUAAACGGGCACGGACAAGUGCAUCACAGUAAAGUUAUGGAUGGGGAUCAAAAGAAUAGAUUAAAAGAAGGAUUCUUGGUGAAAAAGGGUCAUGUUCGUACGAAUUGGCGCACACGAUGGUUUGUGUUGUUCAACGAAGCAGUUGCGUAUUACAAGAAGAAAGAUGAUGAUUUUGCAGCGGGUGCUGUCUUACUUCAAGGGUGUUCAGUCUUAUCACCAUGCCUACAGUAUACAAAGAAAAAGAGUGUGUUCAAGUUAUCCGCCCGAGAUGGUACAGAGCUACUGAUGCAAGCGUCAAACGAUGAUGAAAGAGAUGAAUGGGUUAAAGCCAUUGGUGAAACAAUAAGAACUUGUAGCAUCUCGUCCUCGGACAACACUGCCAUGCCAAAGCUGACUGAGGCCCAAGUCAAACGCAACAAAGAUAUUAUACAAGCAAUGCAGGAUCCAGAUGCUGGCAUCAGGCUAAUGACCAAAACAUUGGAUGGGAGUGCUCAUAAGGAUUGCUUCUCAGGUGCAGAGUUAGUUGAUUGGCUUCUCAAAUGGUCAUUUGCCCAAUCAAGAGAAGAUGCCAUUUCAAAGGCGUCGGAUUUAGUCACUGCCGCUCAUUUACAACCUUUAGUCAAAUGCAGGAGUCUCGCCAACUGCCGACAGAUUUUACUGGACGAACCUAAAGCCUUCUACAAGUUUUCUGCCUUCCACAUGUCUGCCAUCAAGGCUCUGAUACCGAGUAGUGAUGAGUCAGACUCGAGUAACGACUCGGACUCAUCAGAGUCAAUCCCAAGAACCUCAUCGUCUUCUCAGAUCACUGUCAAGUCUUUCAAAGGAAACGGCGGGAAGAUUGUCAAGCAAGGAUUCAUGAUGAAGAGGGGCCAUAUGAGACACACUUGGAAAGCCAGACUCUUUGUGCUGUUUAAUGAACCACCAUAUUUGGUGUAUUUUAAAGGUUCAAAGGCCGAUGAUGAGAAACCACUGGGUGAGAUCCAACUACGUUGGUGUAAGGUUGACAUCGUGGAUGCUAGUCAAGAUAAAUCAGACUUAACGUUGAAGAACAAACAACGCCAGAAUCUGUUCUGCGUGACAACACAGAAAGGAAAAGUCUACUUGUUUCAGACAAAUAGCGUCGAAGAGAGAACGGAGUGGAUGAGGGCUAUAAUGAGCCCUAAUGAUAUCGCUUAAAGGCACUGGACACUUGGUAAUUACUCAAAACAAUUGUAGGCAUAAAACCUUACUUGGUAACGAGCAAU
Molecule: messenger RNA, 1755 nt
Organism: Asterias rubens (European starfish)
Lineage: Eukaryota; Metazoa; Echinodermata; Asteroidea; Forcipulatida; Asteriidae
Product: pleckstrin-2-like
Exons: 9
Coding region: 548-1687 (379 amino acids)
Biological process (GO): intracellular signal transduction; actin cytoskeleton organization
Cellular component (GO): plasma membrane
Source: RefSeq, a predicted model, not a curated record